Prorocentrum cordatum is the source of this 1477-nucleotide messenger RNA. The record is from the annotation of a GenBank genome assembly. NCBI's taxonomy places the organism in Eukaryota, Dinophyceae, Prorocentrales, Prorocentraceae.
AGUCAAGACCCGUCGGUUCAUCCACCAUCCGGGCGCCUCCCUGGCCUCCUGGCCCUCCGGACGGCCAGCCGACACGGGGCCCCCGACAGCUCGCUUGCCCGGCUUCCCCGAUGAGCUUCUCGGAGGUCCACAGGGAGACCCUCGGCCACUUCUCCCCGGACGGCGGACACCUCGCCGGCGUCUCGAACAACCGCAUCCUCGUGAGGGACGCGCGCACGCUCCGGCUCGCGGAGGUCUUCGUCUGCGCGGCGAAGGUCGAGCGCAUCGAGUGGUCCGCCGACUCGGAGUUCCUCCUCGCAGAGGUGGCCCGGCCGGGGCUGGUGCAGAUCUGGAGCCUGCGGGACAGCAGCUGGGCCUGCCGCAUCGAGGAGGGCAUCGCGGGCGUCGCGCGCGCGCGCUGGGGGCCCGCCUCCCGGCACGUGUUCGUGGUGGCCGACUUCGGGCUGUACCUGGCCGCGUGGGCGCUGGAGGACGGCAGGCGGGCCGCCCAGAUCCGCUACCCGAAGUACCCUCACAGGGGCCUGGCCUUCGGCCGCGAGGGCAGGUGCCUGGCGCUGCUCUGCCGCUCCGACUGCCGCGACUCCGUCGCGGUGCACGGCUGCGAUGGCGAGUUCUCGCGGCUCGCCGAGUUCCCCCUCCGCCACGACUGCGCCGACCUGGCCUGGGCGCCGAACGACGCAGCCAUCAUCCUGUGGGAGCGGCCCGCGCACUCGCCGCACUUCUUGUGGUACUCGCCCGCCGGGGAGCUGCUGUCGCAGCUCGGCGACUGCGGCCCCCUGCGCUGCGCCUGCCCGGCGCCCUCCGCGCGGCUGCUGGCCGCCGGGUGCCUGGACGGCGGCCUGCAGCUCGUGAGCGGGGACGCCAUGCAGCCGCUGGCGCGCCUGGAGCACGACCUGGGCACGGCGCUGGCCGAGGCGGGAGACGACGAGGUGCUCGUGCUGCGGGAGGAGGACCCGGCGGCCGAGGGGGCCCCCGUGGGGUACGUGAGGCUGCCGCCCGGCGGCCUCCGGGUACCCGUGGAGCGGCGACCCGCCGAGGUGCCCGUGGACAGCGACGGCGUGCCCAGGCAAGGCGUGGGCACGCUCUCGUGGAGUCCCGACGAGCGCUACGUGGCCACGCGUCACGACGGCAUGCCGACGGCCGUCUGGGUCUGGGACACCGGCCGCCUCGCGCUGGCCGCGCUGCUGCUGCACCGGGCGCCCGUCCGCGCCAUGGCCUGGGGCUCGCCCUCGCAGCCGCAGGGCGGGGGUGGCAGCGCGCGGCUGGCCGUGUCGACGGCGGACUCGGUCCUGCACUUCUGGUGGAGGGGCGGCUCCGCCAGGCUGCCCUGCCCGCUGCCGGCGGCCCGGCUGCAGUGGCGCUGCGACGGGGCGGCAGUGCUGCUGCAGGAGCGCCAGGGCGUCUGCGUGUGCGGCACCGGCGGGCUGCAGCUUCGGGAUGCGGGGCAGGGGGGAGCAGGCCGCGCGGCAACACCGCC